AUGUCAAUUUAUGACACGCUGCUGAAUACAGAUUAUAGCUGGCCAGAACCUUUAUCCGAGUUGCCAUUGAAGAUAGAUCCAUCUAUGGAGGACAGACUCGAUCCCGAAUAUGUGCAAUUUUUCAAUGAAGUUCUAUGCGAAAGACCAGAUAUUCUUGAAACUCACAAGUAUCCUGUUGCGAAGACAAAAGCUGGGGGUAACGUUAUCCCUGGUCAAGCACCUCCAAUGGAAGUGGCAAAGAUUUAUGAUAUUGAAAUAUCAAGAAAACAUACGGCUGCAGAAACGCCAGUUCCUGUCCGGGUUUUUGUUCCAAAGGGUCAAAUGCCCUCUACCGGUUGGCCUUGUACCGUUUGGUAUCAUGGUGGUGGAUGGGUUUUAGGAAGCAUCGACACUGAGAACUCCUAUUGCACACAUCUUGCUGAGCUAGCAAAGUGUAUCGUUAUAACAGUGGACUACAGACUAGCUCCAGAAUUUCCAUUCCCAGCCUGCGUCGAGGAUGCAUUUGAGGCUUUGAUGUACGUUAUGGAAAGUUCAGAGAUGUUGAAUGUUGACAACAAAAAAAUUUGUCUCGCCGGUUCAUCAGCAGGUGGUAAUCUCACCGCGAUAAUGACUCAUAAAUACGCAUCCUCCCCGCUAUCAAAAGGUUUGCCACCACUAAAGUUUCAGAUGAUGGUCGUUCCUGUUACUGAUAAUACAGCAAAUAAUGAGACACAGCCUUCAUGGAAGGAAAACGAAAAAACUCCACAAUUACCUGCAACGAAAAUGCUUUGGUACAGGAAGAUAUACCUUCCUGACGCAGGGGAAACAUUGAAAGAUCCUGAGUCAAGUCCCUUGUUUUACCCAGAAGUCAGUUUCAAGCAAGUUCCUCCUUCAUUCAUAGCAGCUGCUGAAUGUGAUGUCUUGAGGUCUGAAGCGGAGGCAUACCAUGACAAAUUGAGAGCCAACGGAAUCGACAGCAAGAUCACUAUAUAUAAAGGUGUUCCACAUACGGCCAUGGUGAUGAAUGAGAGACUAACCCAGGGUGCAAACUUGGUAAGAGAUACAAUCGCCAGUGUAAGAGAUGCUUUCAGUGCGUGA
Molecule: messenger RNA, 1077 nt
Organism: Lachancea lanzarotensis
Lineage: Eukaryota; Fungi; Ascomycota; Saccharomycetes; Saccharomycetales; Saccharomycetaceae
Product: LALA0S01e19394g1_1
Exons: 1
Coding region: 1-1077 (358 amino acids)
Molecular function (GO): hydrolase activity
Source: RefSeq, a predicted model, not a curated record